Molecule: messenger RNA, 824 nt
Organism: Macadamia integrifolia
Lineage: Eukaryota; Viridiplantae; Streptophyta; Magnoliopsida; Proteales; Proteaceae
Product: CASP-like protein 1E2
Exons: 2
Coding region: 93-656 (187 amino acids)
Source: RefSeq, a predicted model, not a curated record
UUCCCUCAUUACUACUCAGUCCUCUCACCCUCAUUCUCUGACUUAUUCCAUUAGAGAGAGAGAGAGAGAGAGAGAGAGAGAGAGAGAGAGAUAUGGAGAAUGGUGGAGUGAAGAACACGAUGAAGGUAGCGAACGAAAGAAAGGUGAGAGGUUUGGACGUUCUUCUUCGGAUACUGACACUGCUCUGCAGUCUCAUCGCUGUUAUCGUCACCAGCGUUUCUGAAGAGACUGAGCUCGUCUCCGUCACCGUUUUACCUACACUCCCUCCCUUCAAUGUUCCUGCUACUGCUAAAUGGCAGUACUCUUCCGCCUUCGUAUAUUUCCUAAUAGCAAACGUGAUAGCGUGUGCAUACGCAGCAUUCUCUCUGAUGCUGUCAAUAAUGAAGGCGGCGGGGAGAAAUAAAAUAGCCAUGGCCAUGCACGUCUUUGAUCUCAUAGUGGUGGCGCUGCUCUUCUCCGGCAACGGCGCCGCCUUAGCGAUAGGCAUGGUAGGUUACAACGGGAACGAUCACGUAAGAUGGGCAAAGGUUUGUAACGUCUUCCAAAAGUACUGUCGCUACACAGCUUCCUCCAUUGCUGUCUCUCUCUUUGGAACAACUGCCCUUCUCAUUGUGAUAGCACUCACUACUUUGCGUCUUCAGAAGAAAUCUCUCUAAAAUUAUUAUUAUUAGUUAAUUAGCUACUUAAUCUUUGUUAACUAAUUAAUCACGAAAUUAAUCAAACCAUGUGUGUGUAAUGAAUGGUACUUGUUGCUUUCAAUUUCUAAGCUAGGUAGCCUGUAUUGUACUUUAGUAAAAGCUGGUGUGGAAGUUGGUUGUUGAUCA